This is a messenger RNA of Arachis duranensis, 568 nucleotides long. Its product is annotated as protein INVOLVED IN DE NOVO 2-like. The record is from RefSeq and is a predicted model, not a curated record. Bases 37 to 381 code for a protein of 114 amino acids. The transcript has 4 exons. NCBI's taxonomy places the organism in Eukaryota, Viridiplantae, Streptophyta, Magnoliopsida, Fabales, Fabaceae.
CUAAGAAUUGCCCUGAAGUUCAAGUUGGUGCCAAUUAUGACAAGUAUUGUUACAAUUGUGGAGAAACUGGUCAUUCACUUGCAAAUUGUCCCCACCAUGUUCAAGAAGUUUACUGAACAGAAAGAGAGUGAUGGAGCAGAAAGAGGAGAAGGGGCUGUUGAAGUAAUGAAACACAUGGAGGAGGAUGAAGGAGAGGAGAAGAAGAAACUAGAAGCAAUCAAACUGGAUCUGCAUGAAAAAGAGGAGCGGAAAACCAAUGAUGAGUUGCAGGAUGCUCGCAAGGAAUUAGUAAAAGUGUUCUGUGAUGAAUCUUGGGAGAACAGAAAAAAAGAGAUGGCAAAAUGUACCAAAAUUAGAAAUGCAGAGAAAAAACAAGAGUAAAAUAAUUGAAUAGACUAAAGCUGAGAUGCAGAUGUUAAGAGGCAAUGUUCAAAAACUGCAACUACAAAAUUAGAAUCUUGCUCAAUCAAACACACACAUGCUAGCGGUACAUUUUACAUCUUAUACAUUCAUAUUAAUAUCAUUAUUUUUACAGGGAUAAUAAUUCUAUCUAGUUGCUCUUGCAGGA